AGCCUAAGUUACAGUGCACAACAAAAGCCCACAUUUCACCUGCGUGACUAAGAGUUUAGAAACUUGCCACUACAACACAAGAACCUGAAGCCGGAGGAACCACCGCGAUGCGCAAUUACGCACAGGGCUAGAGGAAUUCUGUGUGUUUUUGUUUCUCCUCCAGGGGUUUCGCAUUUCUCCUUUUACAGAGCUGAUAUAUGCACGACGUCAUCAGUGCAGCUGCAGCCUGUCCUCACCUGUAAACUCUGAACUCAUCCAGUCGUCUGUGCGCACUGGACAGGAUGGGAUGCUCCACAAGUUCCCAAACUUCAGCGGUAGAUACGACUCGACCCAGUGCUAAGCCCGAGGAGAGCAACGGAGCCAGCACUACAGGGACGGCCAAUGAGAAUGGCAAAGUAGCUGAAGACAGUGAAACUAUUCCAGACCAGACACCUGCUGACGGCGGCGAUGCUAAACCUAAAGAGGAGCCUGCAGCAGCUGCCACAUCUGCAGACAGCACCAAUGCAAAUCCACCAGCAGCAGCAGCAGCAGCAGCAGCAGUGGAGUCUCAGCCUGCAGAUGCCAGUCCAGCUGCAGAAACAGCAGCAGCAGCAGAAACAGCAGCAGCAGCAGAAACAGCAGCAGCAGCAGAAACAGCAGCACCAGCAGAAACAGCAGCAGCACCUGAGGAAACAGCAGCAGCACCAGCAGCAGACAGCACUGCUGAGACAGCAGCGAGCUCCUCAGAGGCUGCCGGUGCAGCUCCAGAGCAAGAUAAAGGAGAGGCCACAGCAACUGAUUCAGAGCCCAAAACAGAGGAAGCACCAGCUCCCAGCGAGUGAAGUGCAACACCAGUGACUGCACGGAUGAGUUUUGCGUCUCACCUUGUCUGUAUGCGUGAGUGAAAGUAUGUCUGGGUGUGAAAGACAUCGCCUUGUUGCCAAGAUGCAGACCCCGUGACAACCGCUUUCAGUCAGGGUCCUCGGUCACCACUGUGCCUUUUAUUCCUCUUUCUCGAUGGUGAAUGGCUGCAAUUUCUACUGUACAUAGACAGAGUUCUACAGCACUUAGUGGGAGUGUUUAUUUUCAGAGGAUUUAUCUGUUGAAAUUUCUAUUUAUUAACUGUAUAGGAAUUUAUAUUCGCUAUACUAUACUAUGUCUUUAACCUGAGAGUCCAUAAUUCUUUAAAAACCAAAGCCAAAGUAUAUUUAAGAUAUAAAAUUAUAUUCUUUUUGGGUAGCUGGCUUUGAUUUUCUGACCAUAUUUGUAAUGAAGCUGCUGCAAUUAAACUGUAUUGAGUCCAGCUGAUUUAGAAAAUGAAUUUCUGAUUAGCAUGUAUGAGGUAAGAGUAAACCUGAGAGCUUUGUCUGGUUUCUGAGGUAUCAUGACAUCUCUCUGGGCAGAAAAUCUGUAAUAAACUGUCAAAAAAUUAAAAAGGCCACCUUAAAAAAUAAC
This is a messenger RNA of Amphiprion ocellaris (clown anemonefish), 1434 nucleotides long. RefSeq lists its product as uncharacterized. The record is from RefSeq and is a predicted model, not a curated record. The transcript is spliced from 4 exons. Bases 282 to 821 code for a protein of 179 amino acids. Lineage: Eukaryota; Metazoa; Chordata; Actinopteri; Pomacentridae.